CAUAGUUUCUCUCAAGAAAACACAUCUUUCACAUACACAUUUUGUUAAAGUUCAAUAGGUUUGCUCUUCCAUCCUAAUUAGAAUGUGUUUUCAAACCAUAAUAGCUCUGGUGCACUACAAUGGUCGCGUGAUGAAUGACGAGCUUCUGUCAUCACGAUUUGUGAGCGAAGUUUCACGAUAUCUUGAAGUGAAUAACUUCAUGACAGUAAAGGCUCUGAAACAAACAAUUCUUAAUUUGUUCAUUGCCUCCAAUGGAAAAUCAUACACCGUUGAUUUGUGUUACCGUUGUCCAGCGAAAACAACUGAGUUAAAGAUUUCUUAUCGUACUGUGAUGAUUGAGGAUGACGAGGAUGUAAAAUUCGUGAUUGGUUAUGCCAAAAAAUACGAACCUCACGUACAGCUUGAGGUCAUGGCAUUCAUCCGAGAAUACAUCGAAACAUCUACUGAUGUCAUUUGGGAGCACUUGGAAAAACAGCUAAGUGAUUCAUUAAACAUCGAAAAAACACCGUCAGAAAGGGGUUCUGCUAUAUGAGACGAAACCAGUG
Molecule: messenger RNA, 545 nt
Organism: Vigna radiata var. radiata (mung bean)
Lineage: Eukaryota; Viridiplantae; Streptophyta; Magnoliopsida; Fabales; Fabaceae
Exons: 3
Coding region: 83-532 (149 amino acids)
Source: RefSeq, a predicted model, not a curated record